Messenger RNA from Leptomonas pyrrhocoris, 732 nucleotides. RefSeq lists its product as hypothetical. The record is from RefSeq and is a predicted model, not a curated record. The coding region runs from base 1 to 732 and encodes 243 amino acids. The transcript has a single exon. Lineage: Eukaryota; Euglenozoa; Kinetoplastea; Trypanosomatida; Trypanosomatidae.
AUGCUGCGAAGAUCCGCAACUGAAACAGCAUCGCCCCUUUUUAACGGCGCUCUUCUUUGCGGGGGCAAUGGCCAUGAUGAGACCCAUCAACGCAUCCAUUCCGGUGUCUCUGUCCCGCCUGGCCGUCGCCAGUUUCGCGUACGUCAAGUCUGGAAAGGCGUUCGAUUUCAGCGCCACUGUCAGCCGCGAAAUGUGGUCGUUUCCCAGCUCAGCCUGAUACUCAAACAGGCUGGGCAUCUGCUGGGCACUCUGAACCCAGUCCAGAAGGGAAGAGUAAUACCCCUGCGCCUCCGCGUUUGGCACGUUCAGCUGUCCAUCAAAGAACAGCUUCCGGAGGGCAAUAUCUACCUCAGUCCACGUGAGGCCGUCCAGGGCACCGCGCCAUGUGCGCACAUCCGUCACGUCAAAGGCUUCGUCGUCAUCGCUGACCUCGGAAGCGGCCCCCUUUGUACGCUGAGGAGACGGCGGGGAAACACGCACCGUAUGAAGCCCCUCGGCAGCAACAGCCGAACGCGGCGAACGUGUUGUCCCGUGCUGUGCCCGAGCGAGCGACUGACGGACCUCGUCACACUCGUUCAGAACGCGCUUUUCCAACAACUUCAAGUUUUGCUCGAGGACGGCGAUCUUACCGCCCGAGCGGAAGGUGAAUCUCGUGAAUUGGCCUGUCAAGGCCGAGAGACUUUUGAUCGGUCUCCGCCACAGCCUCCUGCACCUUCACCAACCGCGCUGUGA